AUGACCGACGCGGUGGUCGAGGUGGCGAUGACCGACGCGGUGGUCGAGGUGACGAUGACCGACGCGGUGGUCGAGGUGACGAUGACCGACGCGGCGGUCGGGGUGAUGACGACCGACGCGGCGGUCGGGGUGACGAUGACCGACGCGGUGGUCGAGGUGACGAUGACCGACGAGGCGGUCGCGGAGAUGAUGACCAUCGACGGGAUGACGAUGGUCGCGGCGGCGGAAGAGAUGAUGACGGAAAUGGUGGAGGCAAUGGUGGAGGAGGCAACGGUGGUGGAGGAAACGGUGGAGGAGGCAACGGUGGUGGAGGAAACGGAGGGCGCGAUGACGAUGGUGCCAGACCUGGAGAUUGGGACUGGGAGUAUGUUCCUAUUUAGGCAGCUGGGAUCUCUUCCCAGAAACUGGCUGCAAAGCAGUCAGCAUUGCGAGCAACGCCAAAGAUGCCAGUUUUCGGAGAUGAGACAACUUACUCAUCUCAUUAGCCAAAGGUUGCCUGCAUCGCGUGCUGCAGUCGCUUAG
This is a messenger RNA of Symbiodinium sp. CCMP2456, 522 nucleotides long. Lineage: Eukaryota; Dinophyceae; Suessiales; Symbiodiniaceae. The record is from the annotation of a GenBank genome assembly.